Messenger RNA from Exophiala bonariae, 1446 nucleotides. RefSeq lists its product as uncharacterized. The transcript is spliced from 4 exons. The coding region runs from base 1 to 1446 and encodes 481 amino acids. The record is from RefSeq and is a predicted model, not a curated record. Lineage: Eukaryota; Fungi; Ascomycota; Eurotiomycetes; Chaetothyriales; Herpotrichiellaceae.
AUGGGAACCGAGAUUGCUUUCGUCGUCGAAGAAGUUAAGUGGAAUGAAGCAUUCUAUGACAUCCACUUUAGCUUCGGGCACACUGAAGAGCCACUUGAGCUAUACGGCAAUCAAAGGAAAAUCCGUCAACGGCGGCAAGAUUCAACAAACCCAACGUCCGCGGAAGCACUCGCUUCAUCCCUGAUACCUGCCGAAGCCGACCCCAGCGUAACUUCUGUCUCAAUAGACCUCUCACACGAGGGCGCGGGACCAGAUUGGUUUCCCACAAUCAAGACCACGAGUCCAGAACUCCCGAUUGAGAUUAGUUGCAAGGACUGCCAGACCAAGGGAAACUUACAACUCUCGCAGGGAGAGUGGGAGCUGGCUCUUAGUGACCUGGAUGAUAUCGAUAGCUUCUCAGACAUCUUCAAGGUGGGAUUUGUACAGUUCAGUAUCAAGGACUUCCUCGCGCAUGUUGAGUUGCAGAUUGUGCCCUCAGUCGAAGGAUCAACCACUUUGGCUCUCUUCAGCCUGCCUAUCCCUGGUGUUACCGGGUUCUCACUCCCCGGCAUAGGCAAGGCCGGCCUCCUAUUUGAACCACAACUUAGUCUGUCGUGGAAACUCACUGGUGGCAUUGAGCUGACCUACGGCUUCGAAUUAGAAAUUCAUAACCUCGACAUAACAAUCGAUUUCUCAGACCUCAAGUCAUCUCGAGUGACAGGCUUCAAUGACAUCAACCUCUCCGACCUCCCAUUCGAAGCCAACAUCACAGACAUCGAACUCUCCAUCGGCAUCGCACUUCAACCACGCGUGACCCUCGGCGUAGAAAUCUUCAAAGUUGCGAGCGCAGUGACCGCCCUAACAGUUGAUCUGCCCAAAACCACCACUGUCCUCAAGCUGAUCGCCACCGACACCUUCAACGUCAACUGCGAGCCACUAUCCGCGACCAACGCCACCAGGACAACCACAGAAACUACACAGGGCUCAUCUUCCGACCAAGCAGCACUACAAGACUUCUUCCCCAACCUGACACAUAUCACGACCGACAGCGAGGUCAGCAUCGGCCUCGAUUUGCUCGCCAGCACAACAUUCGACCUGAGCGUGAUCAACGUCAAGAACCUGGAGUUCAGCUCUUCCCUCCCACUGGCGUCGACUCGGCUGGACCGUCUGGCCGCCACGCAGUGCUUGGUCUUCCAGCCCGAGGCCACGGUCACUGGUGGGCCGGCGUUUGCGGUCGCGACCAAGGCGCUUGCGGACGCCAGGAGUGUGGCUGCUGCGAGGGCGGCGAGUUCAUCUUCGUCGUCCGCUGCGGCGGCUGCUUCCGCGUCGGCGUCGAAUCCUGGGGAACCUGGGCUGGGAGAGGAAAAUGCCGCCCAGAGCUUGCGAGUUGUGGGUUUGAGUUCUUGGAUGCACUGGCUUGAGUUGUAUGGUACUGUGCUCGUGGGGACUUUGUACUUUAGCUUAUGA